Gigantopelta aegis is the source of this 2026-nucleotide messenger RNA. RefSeq names its product hyaluronidase A-like. Lineage: Eukaryota; Metazoa; Mollusca; Gastropoda; Neomphalida; Peltospiridae. Bases 156 to 1580 code for a protein of 474 amino acids. Gene Ontology annotation, molecular function: hyalurononglucosaminidase activity. The record is from RefSeq and is a predicted model, not a curated record. Gene Ontology annotation, biological process: hyaluronan catabolic process; carbohydrate metabolic process. The transcript is spliced from 5 exons.
UAUUUGGUUUAGUAUUGCCUACAGGUAGUGCGUACACUACAGUCACAGUUCCGUCAGUCUCUGCGACUUUCUUAUUUUACCACUCUUUGUAUAUAAUAAUAAUAAUAAUAAUAUCAAUAACAACAACAUAAUAUUUAUUUACUAUUAGUUUUACCAUGAGACUUUUUCUGUUGUUACUUUGUGUCGGGCUCGGAUCGUCAAAUCAAAAUACGGGAAAUUCCGAUGGCUGUACCGCCCCGUUUCUACUACCGAACAAACCGUUCGUAGUUGUAUGGAACGAGCCGUCUGGUGAAUGUGGCCCAGUGGAACUGAAUUUGACGGAAUGGGGGAUCGUGACGAACAAAGACGACCGCUUUGGUGGCGAUGAGCUGACCAUUUUCUACGUUCUAGGGGACUGGCCCUACUUUAGAAAGAAUGGAUCGGCCCACAAUGGCGGGAUUCCGCAGGUUGCGAACAGAAUAAAACACCUGGAGAUGGCUGCCGAUCAAAUCAAUGACGCCAUCCCAAAUAAGGAUUUCCAAGGUCUCGGCGUCAUCGACUUUGAGUCAUGGCGGCCACUGUUCGGUCAAAACUUCGACUCGCUGUUCAUCUACAAGCAGCGAUCGGUAGACCUGGUUAAAUCCAGGUUCCCAUCUUGGACGAACAAGACUCAAAUUUGGAACGAGGCCACGAGGGAGUUUCAGAAUGCCGCUAGACUGUUUAUGGAAGGGACGUUAAAAUUAGCAAGAUACCUGCGACCGAAUGGUAAAUGGGGUUACUAUGGCUACCCGAGGUGUUACGGAGUGUCACCGAGUCGUUUGACUUGUUCUUACCCCGCCACGUCGACCGCUAAUGAUGAAAUUGGUUGGUUGUUCAAAAAUAGUAUGGGUCUUUUUCCUCGUAUCUACACAAACCCGAAUACACCUCUAAAACCUCGGGCCGAAUUUGUCCGACAGCAGGUCAACGAGACCCUCCGAGUGCAGGCGAAAUUUAACGAACUCUACCGACCCAUAAUGCCUUACAGCAUGUGCCAGGUUCGGAAGGUUUUCUUCAACGAGCAAGAUCUCGACAUUUCCAUCAAAGAACCGGCGGACAUGGGGGCGUCCGGAGUCGUUUUGUGGGGCAGUUCUUCCCUGUUUCACCUCAAAGACGAGUGUUACAAACUUCAGACGUAUAUCAAGACCGUACUCGGUCCGUUUGUUAUGAAACUGACCAACUUUACGACAUCGUGCUACAGAGAUCACUGCAGCGGUCACGGUCGGUGCGUACGUAAAGAUUACGAGGCUAUGACGCAGCAGCACUUGAGGGAAAACAACAAAGCCGCCUGCAGGAAGCCGUCGGCGGAAUAUGCCGAUUCGGCACGAAAUCCGAGGACGGAAUAUGCCGAUGCUGCCCGGAAGGCGCCGAUGGAAAAUACCGAAUUCGCUAAACUAAAAUUUACCGGCUACGACGAUGCUAUGCGAAAGAAUUCGUUAAAGUUUGUGAACACUUUUGAGGAUAAUUCUGAUAGAUUUGCAAACGGAAAAAAUGGUCCAUAUGAUAACUACGUCUGCCAUUGUUUACGUGGGUGGGGUGGGCCACGUUGUUCUAAACCAGUGUAGAUCAUUGUGAAUUGAUGUGCACUACAUCAUAAAAUCGCUGUAGACCUAGUAUAUUAUACAUGAUAUCAAAAGUUAAAUGUUUAGUUUUGUUUUGUUUAACGACACCACUAGAGCACAUUGAUUUAUUAAUCAUCGGCUAUUGGAUGUCAAACAUUUGGUAAUUUUGACAAAAAUUUUAGAAAUGAAACCCGUGACAAUUUUUUCAUUAGUAGCAAGGGAUCGUUUAUAUGCACCACUCCAUAGACAGGAUAGCACAUACGUGGUCAUUUUGUUUGUUGGGCAGUCCUUCCCUGUUUCACUUCAAAGACGAGUGUUACAAACUCGAUAUACCAGUCGUGGCUCACUGGCUGGAGCGAGAAAUAGCCCAGUGGUCCAACUGACUGGGAUCGAUCUCAGACUGACCGCGCAUCGAGCGAUCACUUUACCACUGGGCUACGCCCCGCUCC